GCUCAACGAACCACACUGAGUUCCGUAACAGAGUCUAGUUCAAGCAGCAGAAGGUGGAAAUCUAUGGGGCACGAAAACGCCGCCGUUUCAGAGAGCCAUCACGACGAAGCUGCGUCGCAGGGAUUCAAACUCGUCGGAUUCUCCAAGUUCGUGAGGAAGAAUCCAAAGUCCGACAAGUUCAAGGUAAAGCGCUUCCACCACAUCGAGUUCUGGUGCGGCGACGCCACCAACGUCGCCCGCCGCUUCUCCUGGGGACUCGGUAUGCGACUCUCCGCCAAAUCAGAUCUCUCGACCGGAAACAUGGUUCACGCCUCCUACCUCCUCACCUCCGGCGACCUCCGAUUCCUCUUCACCGCUCCUUACUCUCCGUCUCUCUCCGCCGGCGAAAACGCUACAGCCUCCAUCCCGUCCUUCGAUCACGUUUCUUGCCGCUCCUUCUUCUCUUCGCAUGGACUCGGCGUAAGAGCCGUCGCGAUUGAAGUCGAAGACGCUGAGUCAGCCUUCUCCAUCAGCGUAGCUAACGGCGCCGUUCCUUCCUCACCUCCUAGCGUCCUAGACGGAGCCGUUACGAUCGCGGAAGUUAAACUAUACGGAGACGUCGUCCUCCGUUACGUCAGUUAUAACGGAGGAGAAACCGAUAAAUCUUAUUUCCUUCCCGGAUUUGAGCUUGUGGAUGAUACGUCGUCGUUUCCACUCGACUACGGUAUAAGGCGUCUUGACCACGCCGUUGGAAACGUCCCCGAGCUUGGUCCAGCGUUGACUUACCUAUCGGGGUUCACUGGCUUUCACCAGUUCGCGGAGUUCACAGCAGACGACGUGGGAACAGCCGAGAGCGGUUUGAACUCGGCGGUGCUAGCCAACAACGACGAGAUGGUUCUUCUACCGGUAAACGAGCCGGUUCACGGGACGAAGAGGAAGAGUCAGAUUCAGACGUAUCUGGAACACAACGAAGGCGCGGGGCUGCAGCAUCUGGCUCUGAUGAGCGAAGACAUAUUCAGGACUCUGAGGGAGAUGCGGAAGAGGAGCGGCGUUGGAGGGUUCGACUUCAUGCCUUCUCCUCCGCCUACUUACUACAAGAAUCUCAAGAAAAGGGUUGGAGAUGUGCUCGGCGACGAACAGAUUAGGGAGUGUGAGGAGUUGGGGAUUCUUGUGGACAGAGAUGAUCAAGGGACGUUGCUUCAGAUCUUUACAAAGCCACUUGGUGACAGGCCGACGAUAUUUAUAGAGAUAAUACAGAGAGUAGGAUGCAUGAAGAAAGAUGAGGAAGGGAAGGUUUACCAGAGUGGAGGAUGUGGUGGCUUUGGCAAAGGUAACUUCUCUGAGCUCUUCAAGUCUAUUGAAGAGUAUGAGAAGACUCUUGAAGCCAAACAGCUUGUGGGUUGAAGAAGAAGAAGAAGAAGAAGAAACUCAAAAGGAUUGUAACUGAUAUGUAAAACUGUUUUACAAAAAUGUCUUCCACAAUGUAUAAACCACAACUCAGUAUUUUAAGAUCUUUGUAAUGAAAACAGAUGUAAACAACACAAAAAAAUUAGAUAAUAUAAGUUGAAUCAAACCCU
This is a messenger RNA of Raphanus sativus (radish), 1556 nucleotides long. RefSeq names its product 4-hydroxyphenylpyruvate dioxygenase. The transcript is spliced from 2 exons. The coding region runs from base 64 to 1383 and encodes 439 amino acids. NCBI's taxonomy places the organism in Eukaryota, Viridiplantae, Streptophyta, Magnoliopsida, Brassicales, Brassicaceae. Gene Ontology annotation, molecular function: 4-hydroxyphenylpyruvate dioxygenase activity. Gene Ontology annotation, biological process: L-tyrosine catabolic process. The record is from RefSeq and is a predicted model, not a curated record.